AUUCAAUUCGCUCUGCGGAUAGAAUUGUGUGUGAAAAAAAUCGAAAUUUCCCGCAGGAAUUCUCAUCCGGUUUGAUCCUCCAGUUACGCUGUGGCUAGACGCGUGCGGUGUAGAUUGUGGUGUGUGCGUUAGUUACGCGAUUUGCAAUCAUGAUGAAUUUUGCACUGUCCAGCGGACACUUCGAUAUCGAUGCACUAGAACGAGCCAUCCAGCAACAGGUUCCGCAGUAUUUUCAGACACUGGCCGAAGAGAACCAGCUCAAUCCGUUCGAUCUGGUACCGCUGGACGGUAUAACGUUGACCGACCAGGAUACGGUCAGCAGUGGGAUGGUGCUGUCCUCGGGCGCAAUCACGCCGGGACUCGAAGAAAGUGAACAGUUUCUGUAUGGCCAGAAUCACCUGCAGUCCGACGAGCAACAAAGUAGUGGCAGCGAAGGCAACUCAUUCUGCGACAUCAAUGAUAAUAGUAUUCUGGUUGAAUUUGAAAAGAUUGAUGAUGAACUGGAGGACGGAGGAUGUAAUAAAGAAAACAAUACUCUAUACGAAGACGGAGAGCCAUCGCAUGCCACAAUCACAAUCGAGGGUCCGGACAAUCAGAUCUUGGCUCGGUAUCGGUGCAACUAUGGCAGCUGCAAUCGAAGCUACAGUACGGUGGGAAAUUUGAGAACGCACAUGAAAACACAUCGUGGCGAAUACAAGUUCAAAUGUACUGAAGAGGGUUGCUCGAAAGCCUUCCUGACUUCCUACAGCCAGAAGAUUCACAUACGGGUGCACACAAAGGUGAAACCGUACAUCUGCAGCGACAGCAGUUGCCGGAAGGCGUUCAACACCCGGUACCGGUUACGGGCACACGAGCGGCUCCACAACGGCGAAACAUUCAACUGCGUCGUUUGUGAGAAGGUGUUCACCACGUUGAGCGAUCUGAAGAAACAUUCGCGCGUCCACACCCAGGAGCGGCCGUACAAGUGCAAAGAGGACAGCUGUGGUAAGGCAUUUACAGCAUCACAUCAUCUGAAAACGCAUAUCCGUACGCAUUCUGGCGAGCGUCCGUUCGCAUGCAAAAUAUCGGACUGUAAUAAAUCCUUCAGCACGCCACACAGCCUGAAAACGCAUUCGAAAACGCACGAGCGACCGAAGAAAAAGUUUUCCAAGAACAAGCUGAAAAAGGCUCGUCCCAUAUCGUCGUCACAGGAGCAACAACCGAUGAGUACCAACGAAGUGGAACCGACGGCGGAUGUGGUACUCUGUCAGGCGAUUGAAACGGCCGCAAGUAAUGGGCAACUUUUCGCAAGUGUCGAUGCAGCGAACGAUGACCAGAUGGGAAUGAUAUCGGCCGCUUCGAUCGAACAGCCCACCGCACCACCGCAGGAAACGUACAGUUUCGUGCAUGUGAACGAUUUUCACGAAUCGAAAGCUCUCGAGCUGGCGCUCGCUACCGAGGAAGAGCUCAAUCCACAGUGGAUCGACAUAUCGAUGCUACAGACCAAACCGCUGGCCGCACUGAAUCCGGUAACGUCCGCCUGUCUCGCCCUGCCCACAAGUGUCCCUUCGUACGUAGAUCUAGCGUUUAACGUGAACGUGGCCGAUUUUCUCCCAUCCACUGACGCGCCGCAAAGCGGUGAACCGUCGACGUCGGCGUCGGCUUCGUCAUCGGCUGGGACGAUCCUAGCCGGGGAUAUGGUUGUGGCAUCGGAAGAUGGCACUCAAGUGUUCGCCACGAUUGACAACUAUUUUGAUGAUAAUUUACUUGAAAGUGCGAACGCCACCGUGCAGAUCGAUCGUGCGAUACAGAAAAACAGCGAACAGCGUGGUGGUAGUGGCGUGAAGCAGGAAGAGCAAGAAGAAACCGAUAAGCUGAUCAACGAGCUGUUUGCCGACGAGUUUCUACCGAAGCUGGAACCGCCUCCACCGGUGACAACGGGUGACUUCAGGCAAACGGCGGUGGAUGGAGCGCUGCAGGUGUUGCAGGCGCCUGUUACGGUGACGAAAACACUCAAGGACAUUACGGCCGAUGCGGAUAUUUGCCGUUGCGUCAACUGUCAGUGCGAUCCGCUGCAAGGUUGCAUAGGAGGCUGUGGUCCUGAAAACCCCUGCCGCUCCACGGUUUCACAGUAUGCAGGAAAUGAAACACUCUUACCUCCCGCGGCGGAAUCGUCCCAUCGGCUAAUGCAACCGACACAACAACUAGCCACAAACAUUCAACUGAUCUCCGAACCGUCCGGCGAAACAACGUGCGCUCCUAGCGUAGAUUUGGUUGUACAAAAGCAACCGCAGCCUACUCAGCUACCAGAACCGGCGAAACGUCCAUCAACGACAUCUUCCUGUUGCAGACAGCAGGCGACACCGAGCACGGAAACCGAAUCGAAUGGUGUGGCGUCCAAGUUGACCGAUCAGCUGGAACCGCUGACAAAUAUGUUGAAAAGUUUGCAACACUGCUCCUGUGCCGGACCGGGCGACGGACACUCCAAGAGCUGCUGCGUCGUGAUUUGUCUGAAAACGCUCGAAACGCUCAAGAAGGUCCUUAGCACGCACUCUAGUCUUAUCCAGUGCCACAGCAGUAGCAGUAGUAGUGCCAUCACCAACUAGGAGUAACAUUGCCACCUGCAAAAUGAGGGGGGGACCAGCAUAGCGAGUUUCAUUUAUUUGUUUGUUGUAGGUUUCUUUUCAGCGGUGCAGUACAAACAAACAACGAGCAAUAAGCCAUAUUAGUCUAUUGUUGGUUGAAAACGUUGCGAAAGGAGAAAUAGAGCCGAAAUGGCCAAUAGGCUGAUACGAUAGUGCUUUAAUCUUCACUCCUCUUAAAAACACCAAACAAAGUACCACACAUUAAUACGUACGCGUUUAAGGGGAUAAAGCGUUAUGAUGAUUUGUUGCAACCACGUGGUUGCACGCCCCAGCAUUGUUGUGUUUACAUUUGAUAUCUAGUAGUAUAAGUUGCGCUGUUUUAUUGGCAAUUGUAUCGAUCCAAUCGAUCUUCUCGCGUUUUUGUUAAACUCUUUUAAUCUUUUAUACAUAGUGAUAUAAGAGUAAAACAAAUACAAACUCAGUUCUAUUGUAUAGUAAAGCUUCGAAGAUUUCGCAUUUUGAGUAAGAAAAUGUAGGAACACAGGUGCUUGUUCGCUUCGAGGCGAGGAAUAUAACCGUGAAUGAUAAAGCGGGUGCAAUGCAACAAAAGGUUCCCCAAACACGCUCUUAAAACGCUAAAAAGCUACGUUAGUAUUUUCUUAUUCCUACUACUAUCUACAGAUUCUUACGACGUACCUUUCUACACUACUGUUACUAGUUUAGCUUUACCCGCAUCUGUUACUGUACCACGCGCCUCGUGCCGUUCGUUUGUUCCUCUGCCCCGUACUAAAUGCAUGCAUUUUGCUGGAUGACCGCAGAAGAUAAGCCGCCAUGCCGUGCUUGCUAAAGUUCAAAGAGUGAUGGCAAUUUGAAUGCUUAAGCUUUAAUCAAACCGUACAAUUUUGGAGAAAUGAAUACAAUACCCACUAUCCUAACGCUUCAAUGCGUUGACAAAGGUAGAGGAUCGGCUGAUCGGUAGUGAAGGAUUUUGCUACGACAAUGAUACCCGCUACAACGGAUAUCAAUAGCAAUUACAAUGAUAAUAAUAAUAAUAAUAAUAGUAAUCAUAGAGGAUAUUGAUUUGAGGAAAACAUUUUGAUGUAAUGAUUUAAAUUAGAAAUGAUUGAAAUGAUUUUAUUUCCGUAAGAUAAGAAACAAUGUGGGGAGGAAAGGGAGAAAGGAAAAAAAAGAUAGAAACCAACUUGCAACCAUAAAAAAAUAUAAAAUUGUACGCUUAUUGCCUAGUCAUAUUGCUUACAGGAUUGGAUUGUGCCUGUUUUUGGCUGUGGACGGGGUAUUAAAACUAAACUAACUGACUGAGUAAUAAGUCAUGUCCACUACGGCAGAGCUAACGGCAAUCGGGCAGAACCUAUAAUCAUCACAAUACCAAAGCGAAUGCCAAGCAGGGGAAUACAAAAUAUCUAAGAGAGGAACAAAUUCUAUCUGAUCUUGGUUUGUGUGCAAUAUGCGUUUUAGUUUUUGUUAAAAAUUUUAACUAUAAGAAUGAAAUACGGACUCAUUAAAGUGGAUCGAUAGAAAAAUA
Molecule: messenger RNA, 4107 nt
Organism: Anopheles coustani
Lineage: Eukaryota; Metazoa; Arthropoda; Insecta; Diptera; Culicidae
Gene: MTF-1
Product: metal regulatory transcription factor 1
Exons: 6
Coding region: 150-2585 (811 amino acids)
Biological process (GO): regulation of transcription by RNA polymerase II; central nervous system development
Cellular component (GO): nucleus
Molecular function (GO): RNA polymerase II cis-regulatory region sequence-specific DNA binding; DNA-binding transcription factor activity, RNA polymerase II-specific
Source: RefSeq, a predicted model, not a curated record